AUGGCUAGAUCGAAAGUUGUUGCUGUUGCAUUCUUGGCUCUGCUCUGCCUCAAGCUCUCUGCUGCUAGGUCUAUAGCCUAUGGUAGUGGAGGAGGAGGAGGUGGAGGCAGCGGAGGGGGAGGGGGAGGAGGCUUGGGCAAUGGCUCUGGAUAUGGUUCCGGCUAUGGCUCAGGUUACGGUUCAGGGAGUGGUUCUGACUACGGUGGAGCACAAGGAAGAGGAUAUGGAAGUGGUGGGGGUGGGGGUGGUGGAGGUGGCUCUGGAUAUGGGUUGGGAUCAGGUAGUGGUUCAGGCUACGGAUCCGGAAGUGGAAGCGGCUCCGGUUAUGGAUCUGGAGUAGCUGCAGGUGGUGGUGGAUUUGGAAGAGGGGGUGGUGGUGGUGGAGGUGGGGGUUCUGGGCGUGGAACUGGAAAUGGUAGUGGUUACGGUUCUGGUUAUGGUUCUGGAGGUGGAAGUGGAUAUGGUGUUGGAGGAGCUACAGGUGGAAGUGGUUAUGGAAGGGGUGGAGGAGGUGGUGGUGGAGGUGGCUAUGGCAAUGGAAAUGGUAGUGGAUCUGGCUAUGGUUCGGGAAGUGGUAGUGGAUCUGGCUAUGGCGUUGGCGGAGGUGCAGAUGGAGGCUAUGGCAGUGGUCAGGGAGGAGGAGGUGGUGGUGGUGGAGGUUCUGGAAAUGGUUCGGGCUAUGGGAGUGGUUCUGGAUACGGUUCUGGUUAUGGGUCUGGCUAUGGUGGUGGACGUGGCCAAUACCCUUAG
This is a messenger RNA of Nelumbo nucifera (sacred lotus), 750 nucleotides long. RefSeq lists its product as uncharacterized. NCBI's taxonomy places the organism in Eukaryota, Viridiplantae, Streptophyta, Magnoliopsida, Proteales, Nelumbonaceae. The record is from RefSeq and is a predicted model, not a curated record.